AUGCAGGGCCCUGGACGGAAACCUAUAUAAUAGACAAGCCCUCCUGGACCCGUGGCUUACCCGUAGCUCAGAGGUAGUCCGUCAAAAGCGUCCCAGGGUUUGUCGCAGAGAGCAAGUCAGGUUUUGUUUCCCUGAGAGAAGAGAGAAAAAUGCAGCUCAUCCAGAGUGUUGCACGAGUGGCUGCCUUCCUGGGCCUCGCCCGGAGACAAUUCGAGCCCGAUUCGUCCCCGUAUGAGGACCCGGAAACCGGCCUGACCUUCGCCUCGUACACCAGCGACCGCGGUAUCACGUUCCGCGUGGCCAUUCCUGAUCCCGUCCCUGAGGACAAGGUAUUCGACACGCUCCUUCAGAUUGUGGCACCCAAGGAGCUCGGCUGGGUUGGCUGGGCCUGGGGCGGCUCCAUGACAUACAACCCGCUCACUGUCGUCUGGGCGGACGGGGACAACGUCGUCCUGUCGUCACGGAUUGCCUACGGCUACUUCAGCCCGCCCGAGAACCCUGACGCGCAGUACACUGUCUUGGAGACGGGAACGCACGUCAACGAGACGCACUUCCAGGUCACGGCCAAGUGCACCGGCUGCUCGAGGUGGGGCGACGAAGACACGGGCUACACCGAGCUCGACCCGGCAUAUCAGACCACCUUCGCAUUCGCCUACUCGGAGACGCCUGUGGAGACCCCCAGCGACCCGGCUUCCAACUUUGGCAUCCACGACAGCCUGGGACAUCCGAUCUACGACCUGGCUACGGCCCAGAAUGCCAACUUUGACGAGGUGGUGGGAGCGCUUUAAGCGCGGCUUCCUGGUCUACCGACCUCGGAGGGUGCCGAGCCCUGUUUUUCUAUCGCGUGCAGAAAGAUUCGGGCAGAUGGGAGGUUGACAUUUCAGACAUAGCAGCACUAAAUAGACUAUGACUUUGUGAAUGUUGCAUUCUCCCGUGUGCCGAGCCCAUAAU
Thermothelomyces thermophilus ATCC 42464 is the source of this 951-nucleotide messenger RNA. RefSeq lists its product as uncharacterized. The transcript is spliced from 3 exons. Lineage: Eukaryota; Fungi; Ascomycota; Sordariomycetes; Sordariales; Chaetomiaceae. Bases 150 to 788 code for a protein of 212 amino acids. The record is from RefSeq and is a predicted model, not a curated record.